Messenger RNA from Rhipicephalus sanguineus (brown dog tick), 1498 nucleotides. RefSeq names its product glycine receptor subunit alpha-4. Gene Ontology annotation, cellular component: membrane; neuron projection; synapse. Gene Ontology annotation, biological process: signal transduction; nervous system process; chloride transmembrane transport. The record is from RefSeq and is a predicted model, not a curated record. Lineage: Eukaryota; Metazoa; Arthropoda; Arachnida; Ixodida; Ixodidae. The coding region runs from base 1 to 1416 and encodes 471 amino acids. Gene Ontology annotation, molecular function: chloride channel activity; transmembrane signaling receptor activity; extracellular ligand-gated monoatomic ion channel activity. The transcript has 10 exons.
AUGGGCUUUGACAACCGGGAGGCCAACCUUCAAGAGAUCCUAUUGAUACCGGAGCAAGUUCCAAGCAAGAACAUGAGCUUUAUCGACGACAUGCUGGCAGACUACGACAAAAGACUGUGGCCGACGUACGGAACCGAUGAACCGACCAUGGUGGAGGUUGAGCUCUGGGUCAACAGUUUUGGUCCCCUUGACAAUUCCAACAUGCUGCCUGGUAGAUACGACGUAAUGGUACCUAGGCAGGCGCCUGAACCUCCCAAAGUGAUCUUCAAGGAGGUCAGUUUGGGAUUGCCCGAGAAGAGCAAAAAACGCGUCGAGCUCAUCAAGACAAUACCUGGCAAUCUCCACGAGUGCUUGGGUUGUCUGGUGAAGAGCACCAUGGGCCUCAUCAGUGAGCCUGCAAGCGACUACCCGGUGAAUCUGUACCUGCGCGAGACAUGGUUCGACCCGCGGCUUAGCCUGCUACGUCACGGCGUGAACGAAACCUUCGUGAUCAACGGCGGAGACAUCGCCGGCCAGCUGUGGAAGCCCGAUCUCAUAUUUGUCAACGUAAAGGCGGCCCGGGUACAAGAGAUCACCGUGCCCACCAGCCUCGUCCGAAUAUUCCCCGACGGUCAUAUCCUCUACAGCCUACGGUUGGAUCUUCGACUGUCGUGCACCUUGGACUUCCAGCUGUACCCCUUCGACACGCAAAAAUGUCACAUCAUUAUGCGACCGUACGCAUACACAGAGAACGAGAUCGCUCUGGCCUGGAAGGACGACAACUCGGUUACACUCACGCACCCGCUCACGCUCUCCGAGUUUCAGCUAGUUGACAGCUACAACACUACCUUAACCCAAGAGCUCCCAACAGGGAAUUUCACGGUUCUCCAGUACACAUUUGUGCUACAACGUCUGCGGGGCUACCACCUCAUUUACGUAUACCUACCCAGCAGUCUCAUUGUUUGUGCGUCGUGGAUUUGCCUCUGGCUAAAGGUGGAGAUCCCUCAAGCCCGAGUGGCACUGGGAGCGGUGACGCUGCUGACGCUCGUGUCUUUGGCGAGCAGCGUUCGCACCACCAUACCGCGGGUGGCGUACGUGAAGGCCAUCGACGUGUGGUACGCCACCUGCAUCAUGUUCGUCUUCGCCGUGCUAAGCUUGGCCACCUGCACACACUACCUCGUACGGGUGCGCCUCAGGCCGCUCUGCGUGCGACGCGUCGACCACUGGGUCGUCGACAUCUAUCAGAGGCUGGUUUACGGACGCCGCACAGACCCAUUCCUGCUGACCAUGGACAAGGAGAACAAGCUGGAACUACAUCGCAAUGUCAAGACGUCUCAAGCUUUCGAAAGGGUGGCCCGAUACAUGUUUCCCAUCUUAUUUGGGUUCUUCAACAUUGUCUACUGGUCAUUCUACGUCGAGAGGUCCUAUUACCCCUAACGAGCUACUUUUCCGACCCAAGCAGAAAUUUAGCCACAAUCUCUGCUCUUCCAGGUGGUACGUUAUCUUGAAUGGCAUGGCG